UCCCUGUUUUAUAAUUUACUAGCGGCAUUUUUUAUUCGCAUUUGAAGUUGCCUUCGUUCAUUCAUCCCGUGCAUUGUUGGUAUGUUUAUGGGCAUUGUUAUUGACGUCGGGUUGAUCUUUUGGUGCUCCGGUUGGGAGAUGUGAGAACGUACAUCGCUUUUUGGUUGGCAAAGACAGAACACAACAACAACCAAAGAAGAAAGAAAGCACAACAAGAAAAGUAGUGUGUUAUUACGAUUAGAGCAGCCAAAGAAGAGAGUUUCUGUCACUAAGCCUAGUUAAGGCGGUCGGAUUGGUUGGUGGUUUGUAAACGAAAGACACGUCGACAAAAGAUAUUAAUUGUUACCAUUUCAUGCAGGUAGCAGACCUGAUAAGUGCUACAGAAUCUCUCUAGAAUAAUUGAGAUAAAGAACAAAAAAACAUAAUUUAGAUCAACAUGCGAAUUAGUAAUAUACGCAAUGGACGCAUUUGCCGUUUGGCAUUGUUGCUAAUACUUUUGCCACUUUUGUAUUUGUUGAUCACUUGGAGUGAUGGCCACAAAAGAGUGCAAGAGGUUUAUCAGGCUAAAUUUGGCACGGGACGACGUCACUAUCAACGUCUGGAGGGGAGACCCAAGGAAAUACCGGUUUUGGUAGAAGGUUUGGGUAACUUUGAACCCACCACGCUGGAAGAACGUGUUGGUCCCGGUGAAAAUGGCGAGGCAUAUCAUAUGCCAGCCCAUAAGAAAAACGAAGCAGAUGAGUCCGAAAUGGAAUAUGGCAUGAAUAUUGCCGCCUCUGAUGACAUCUCCAUGCAUCGCAGUGUGCGCGACACCCGUCUGGAAGAGUGUAAACAUUGGAAUUAUCCAUACGAUUUGCCAAAGACCAGUGUUAUUAUUGUCUUUCACAAUGAAGGCUUUUCAGUGCUGUUACGUACCGUCCAUUCGGUCAUAGACCGUACACCUAAGCAUAUUUUACACGAAAUUAUAUUGGUCGAUGAUUAUUCGGAUAAAAAGAAUUUGGGCGAGGAGUUGGAAAAUUACAUUAAACAAUUUAAGGGGUUGGUUCGUUUGAUACGCAACAAGGAAAGGGAAGGUUUGAUUCGAACUCGUUCGCGUGGUGCUAAGGAGGCAACAGGCGAAGUAAUAGUCUUCCUUGAUGCCCAUUGUGAGGUGAACACAAACUGGCUUCCACCAUUAUUGGCUCCCAUUUAUCGUGAUCGCACCGUAAUGACUGUGCCUAUUAUCGAUGGCAUUGAUUAUAAAACAUUUGAAUAUCGUUCCGUUUAUGGAAGUGAAAAUCAUUUCCGUGGCAUUUUUGAAUGGGGUAUGUUGUACAAGGAGAAUGAGGUGCCCAAGCGGGAACAACGUCGUAGACAACACAACUCCGAACCUUAUCGCAGUCCCACCCACGCCGGCGGUCUAUUUGCCAUUAAUCGUGAAUACUUUUUGGAACUGGGUGCCUAUGACCCUGGCCUCUUGGUAUGGGGUGGUGAAAAUUUCGAAUUAAGUUUUAAAAUUUGGCAAUGUGGUGGCAGUAUUGAAUGGGUACCCUGUUCACAUGUUGGCCAUGUGUAUCGUGGAUUUAUGCCUUACAACUUUGGCAAGUUGGCCAGCAAGAAAAAGGGACCAUUGAUUACAAUUAACUACAAGCGUGUCAUUGAGACAUGGUUUGAUGAGACCCACAAAGAAUACUUCUAUACCCGAGAACCUUUGGCUAGAUAUUUGGAUAUGGGUGAUAUAAGUGAACAAUUGGCCCUAAAGAAACGACUCAAUUGUAAAUCGUUCCAAUGGUAUAUGGAUAAUAUUGCCUAUGAUGUAUAUGACAAAUUCCCUGCCCUACCGGCCAACUUGCAAUGGGGUGAAUUGAGAUCAGUGGCAACGGAAAAUUGCCUAGAUUCAAUGGGUCAUCAGCCCCCCGCCAUUAUGGGCCUGUCACAUUGUCAUGGUGGUGGUAAUAAUCAAUUGAUACGUUUAAAUGCUGCCGGUCAACUGGGUGUGGGUGAACGUUGCGUUGAGGCCGAUCGCCAGGGUAUUAAAUUAGCCGUUUGUCGUUUGGGCACAACCGAUGGUCCAUGGAGUUAUGAUGAGAACACCAAACACCUAUUGCAUCGAGCCCAUCGAAAAUGUGUUGCUGUCCACCCCACCACACAACAAUUGUUUUUGGCGCACUGUGAUGUUAAUGAUGGCUAUCAACAAUGGUAUUUUAAACCAAUCAAACCUAACUAUUAGACAAUCAAUUUAAGAUGAAGAUGAGGAAGUGAAGAUGAAUGAAGACGAAGGUGCAGAGACUGCAGCAUAUACAGACAUACAAAACAGAAGAAGGGGUAAUCUUAACGAUGUAAUAAUUAUGGCUUUAAUGACGUCUAAAACACACACACACACGCGCUUAUCUAUUACCACAAUGGACAUUAACAACAAUACUCUGCCCAUCAUCGUUAAGUAUUCCAAAUGAUACAAAGAAAGAAACUCUUAAACGGCCUAUAAAAUAAUUUUAUAAGCAAUAUAUCUAUUAGGAAAUUAUACAUAGAAAAUAUAUAAAUAUAUAGAGAAAAAAGGAAAACAG
Molecule: messenger RNA, 2543 nt
Organism: Musca domestica (house fly)
Lineage: Eukaryota; Metazoa; Arthropoda; Insecta; Diptera; Muscidae
Gene: Pgant7
Product: N-acetylgalactosaminyltransferase 7
Exons: 4
Coding region: 437-2209 (590 amino acids)
Cellular component (GO): Golgi apparatus
Source: RefSeq, a predicted model, not a curated record